CAGCAGUGCUUGGGAACCAAAACGAAGUUUAAGGUCUUCUUUUUCUCUACGCUCUUCGCUUCUUGGAUUCGGAGAAGGGAAGGAUCGCCGUGAGCGAAGCGUCGGGAUGAGAGGGGGCAGACGGCCGAUCUACGCGGUGGCGGCAUGGGUGAGGCGGCAGUCGUCAAAGGUGAAGGCGUUCCUGGGCGUGGUGGCGGGCAUGGCAGCCCUCGUAUUCCUCCGAUUCAUCGUCCACGACCACGACAACCUCUUCGUUGCGGCUGAGGCUGUUCACGCCAUUGGAAUCUCCGUCCUCAUCUACAAGCUUACCAAGGAGAGGACCUGUGCCGGCCUUUCGUUGAAGUCCCAGGACUUAACAGCUUUGUUUUUAGCUGUCAGAAUGUAUUGCAGCUUUGUUAUGGAAUAUGAUAUACACACUGUGCUAGAUACUGCCACACUUGCUACUACCCUUUGGGUCAUUUACAUGAUUAGAUUUAAACUGAAGUCAAGUUACAUGGAGGAUAAGGACAACUUUGCUAUAUAUUAUGUGGUGGUGCCUUGUGCUUUGUUAGCCCUUGCAGUUCAUCCUUCAACCUCACAUAAUAUCUUCAAUAGGAUUUGUUGGGCCUUUUGUGUUUAUUUGGAAGCUGUUUCAGUGUUGCCACAGCUACGUUUGAUGCAAAACACAAAGAUUGUAGAACCAUUCACAGCUCACUAUGUUUUUGCUCUUGGGGUUGCAAGAUUUCUGAGUUGUGCUCACUGGGUCCUUCAGGUCCUAGAUACUCAAGGACGCUUGUUGACAGCUUUGGGCUAUGGUUUGUGGCCAUCAAUGGUUCUCCUUGCUGAAAUUGUGCAAACUUUCAUCCUAGCUGAUUUUUGUUACUAUUAUGUGAAGAGUCUUGUUGGUGGUCAACUUGUGCUACGGCUUCCUUCUGGCGUAGUGUGAUCCUCUGCACAUAUCAGUUUGAAUUAACACACGACGAAUCUAUCGUCUUCUCAAUACUUCAAUGCCUCUUCUCUCAUGAGAGGCCUGCUUUGUGGCAUCCUAAGUUAUGAAGUAGUCAUUUUCAUGCGUAGCAAGAUUUUCUUUCUUUAAAGUGGUUAGAGAUGGAUUGUUAAUGUGAGCGCCUAUGGGAUACAUAAUGGUGGAUCUUGGGUUGGACUUUCCUUUUUUAAACAUCCGAUUGUUAGAUUGUUAGCUAGCUUUUUCCUGUUGUACUAUGCCGUUGGUCUGAAAAGAAACAUUGCGAAGCAUUGCGCA
This is a messenger RNA of Musa acuminata AAA Group (dessert banana), 1240 nucleotides long. RefSeq lists its product as uncharacterized. The transcript is spliced from 6 exons. Gene Ontology annotation, biological process: endoplasmic reticulum to Golgi vesicle-mediated transport; protein retention in ER lumen. Gene Ontology annotation, cellular component: endoplasmic reticulum; cis-Golgi network; membrane. Lineage: Eukaryota; Viridiplantae; Streptophyta; Magnoliopsida; Zingiberales; Musaceae. Gene Ontology annotation, molecular function: ER lumen protein retrieval receptor activity. Bases 107 to 925 code for a protein of 272 amino acids. The record is from RefSeq and is a predicted model, not a curated record.